This is a messenger RNA of Angiostrongylus costaricensis, 1446 nucleotides long. The record is from the annotation of a GenBank genome assembly. Lineage: Eukaryota; Metazoa; Nematoda; Chromadorea; Rhabditida; Metastrongylidae.
AUGCUCCGGCGCUUAGCACGAAAAAACUCAUCAAGCGGAAAAAAUAUAAUUGAGAAGUUCCUCGAAUUCAUCGAUUCACCUAUAUGGGUUUUGCCUAUCGCCAAUUUCAUAGAACAUCGUUCAGUAGUUUUCGACAGACAACAAGGAAGCAUCACAAUGUAUGAGAAAAUACAUAAGGAAUUCAUAGAGUUAGUGGACACCUUAACUGAAUGCUUUUGUGCUGAUUCGGGUAUUCCGGUGGAUUCUCUUCGUCAAGAGCUCAAAAACGCAGAAGCCGAUAAAUUAACGAUUCGGCAGAAGGUCUUUCCCAGAGUAAAAGUAAGCUUAUUUCCGAUUGCAGCCGCAGGAAACUUCAAUGUGUUCGUGCCUAUGAUGAUGAGAAAAAACGUUGAGCUGCAGCUACAGGCAUUGCAAAUGAUUGAGUUUAUGUGCGGCCUGAUUCCAUCUGUUUUACAAAUAGAAGAUGGCGAGACACUCAGGAACAAACCCCGACUUUUUUCACCAGAGGAAACCGAAAGAUACGUGUUGAUUGCAGUGAUGAGGCAAAGCAAAGAAGAGUUUGACAAUCUCAGUAAACUUGAACUUGAAGAAUUGGAAGAGUUGUUGCGUAGUAGUGAGGAAGAAAGGCGUCGUCUCGAGCAGGAGCAAGGCAAAGAACAAGAACUGUUCUCUCUAGCUCUCUCUCAAGCCGAAGAGUCUACGAAAAUAAUGGACGCUUCACCAGUGAGAAAAUCGAGCUCAGUGGGCCAUAGUGAACAGUCGUCGAUAAUUACACAUGCCGAGGUGAAAUCCAGCAAGGAGACCGAAACAAAGAGAAAUCGGGCAGAGGCCACUGAAAAUAAGGCUCUGAAAUCAUCUUUGCUUUCUCAAAAGGAUCAAAAAGAAAAUACGGAUGACAGUAUGACAUUGGCGAAGGUACAUGAUGUGGUUGGACACAAUGAAGAGAAAGAGGAAGAGAAAAAGUUGGUUAAUUCCGAUGACUUGUUCAAAGCUCAUAAAUAUUCAGUUUAUUUCAGGGAAAGCAAGCGGCCACCUACAGCAAAACGAGCCAAUACUCCUCAAAAAGUGGGGAAGAAGCCAUUAGUAAAAAGCGCAUCAGUAAAGGGAAGACGUGUAAGUGCAUCUGAAGGAUUUAUGAUGGGGCCCAGGAAUAUGGAGAUGACUAAUUUUGAGGCACUACUUCAAGAGCCAAAUAGGCUGAAUUCCGCUGCAGUACGUAGUCGUGAGGAAUACCUACGAAUGCAAAGAGACCGACUGUUGCAAAUGAAGGCCAUAGUACGCGAAAAACAGAUGAGUAGCCGUGAUGUUACGUGCGGGACUGGCUUGUCAAGACACUCCUCUGGGUACAGAUUCCAUCGAGCCAUCAACCAGCAACAUCAAAAACAACGACAACGACAACGAAGAUCUGUACCAACCUCGCGUAAGCUUAAGAAGAUCAGUUUAUAA